This is a messenger RNA of Labeo rohita (rohu), 7265 nucleotides long. It is a transcript of the gene bicd2a, whose product is annotated as protein bicaudal D homolog 2. Gene Ontology annotation, molecular function: dynein complex binding; dynactin binding; cytoskeletal adaptor activity. Lineage: Eukaryota; Metazoa; Chordata; Actinopteri; Cypriniformes; Cyprinidae. Gene Ontology annotation, cellular component: Golgi apparatus; cytosol. Gene Ontology annotation, biological process: protein localization to organelle; microtubule anchoring at microtubule organizing center; regulation of microtubule cytoskeleton organization. The record is from RefSeq and is a predicted model, not a curated record.
CAGAUCCUUCAGUAAAUUACAGCCUCUUCUCCUCUCCAUGUUAUUGAGGGGGAGAGGAGCAGAGAGGAGGUGGCAGAUCCGCAGUCAUGGAGCGGCAGUAGGAGAAAUAAAGCACAAGCUCCUCUACCCCUGGACAGAUUAAAUUAUACAUCGGCCGCUCACGAGUAGGGAAAUAUCACUGAAGGCGGACAAGAGCGCGAUCAUGCAGUGCACGUACACAAGAAUCUGAACGCAUCUGCCGUUAAAGAUGUCCUCCGCGGAGCAGCAGCGCGACUGGACGCGGGCGGAGGUGGAGCGGCUGUCCCGGGAGCUGAGCGAGACCACGCAGGAGAAGAUCCAGGCGGCGGAGUACGGGCUCGCGGUACUGGAGGAGAAACAGCAGCUGAAGCAGCAGUACGACGAGCUGGAGGCAGAAUAUGAGACCGUCCGCCAAGAGCUGGAGCAGCUGCGAGAGGCGUUUGGACAGGCCCACUCCAACCACAGGAAGGUGGCAGCUGAUGGCGAGAGCCGCGAGGAGUCGCUCAUCCAGGAGUCGGCGUGUAAGGAGGCGUAUUACGAGCAGCGCAUGCAAGAGCUGCAGGCAGAGCUGCGACAAGCACGUAACAUCCUGACCAACGUCCAGUCAGAGAACGAACGGCUCGCCACCCUCACUCAGGAACUCAGAGAGAACAGUCAGAUGGUGGAGCUGCAGAGAUCUCGUCUGCGUGACGACAUCAAGGAGUUCAAGUUCAGAGAGGCUCGUCUGCUGCAGGACUACAGCGAACUCGAGGAGGAGAACAUCACCCUGCAGAAACAUGUUUCUGUCUUAAAACAGAGCCAGGUUGAGUUUGAGGGUCUGAAACAUGAAAUCCGUCGUCUGGAGGAAGAUACCCAGUUUCUGAACAGCCAGUUGGAGGAUGCCAUCCGUCUGAAGGAGAUCGCUGAGAGGCAGCUUGGGGAGGCGCUGGAAACCAUCAAGACUGAGAGGGAGCAGAAGGCCGCCUUACGAAAGGAGUUGUCUCAGUACAUGACCAUCGGAGACUCUAUGUACCACAGUCCUUUGAGCAUCUCCCUCGAUGGGCUGAAGUUCAGCGACGACACCUCAAUCGAGCCCAACAACGACGAACCCCUCCACGUCUAUGAGAAUGGCUUCGAAAAGAUCGACGACAAUGACAACCGUGUUCCACGCCCAAAAAAAGGAGAGCUCUUCCACCCGUCCUCCAGCCUCGUGGACAAUCUGCUGAAUGAGCUCAACAUCUCAGAGAUCCAGAAGCUCAAACAACAGCUGCUGCAGGUGGAGCGAGAGAAGGUGACACUGCUGUCUACCCUGCAGGAGUCUCAGAAACAGCUCGAGCAGGCUCACGGAGCUCUAUCGGAGCAGCAUGAGAAGGUCAGCCGUCUCACAGAGAACCUCAGCGCCGUCCGCAAACUCCAGGCCAGCAAAGAGCGCCAGUCAGCUCUGGACAACGAGAAAGACCGUGACAGCAAUGAGGACAGUGAAUACUAUGAGGUGGACAUCAACGGCCCUGAGAUCCUGGAGUGCAAAUACAAGGUCGCCGUGUCUGAGGCAAGUCAGCUGAAGGAGGAGCUCAAAACGUUAAAGGCCGAACAUUCAGCCUGUCAGUCGCAGUAUAAGGAGGAGCGGGCGCAGCUGGAGAGCCAGGUUGCAUCUUUGAGCGCUCAGGUCACUUCUAUAGAGCGCAGCAGUCGAGCCGACCGCGAGCAGCUGGCGCGACUGGAGAAGGAGCUUCGUCAAGCCAGUGAAGUGGCGGGUGAAUCCCAAGGCAGCCUUAACAUCGCACAAGACGAGCUUGCCACCUUCAGCGAGGAGCUAGCCAACCUGUACCAUCACGUAUGCAUGUGCAACAACGAAACGCCUAACCGAAUCAUGCUCGACUACUACCGCGAAGGUAAGGCUGGCGUUAACGGUACACAGACCACGGGUCGGGGCAGCCCCGACGGUCGCGGCCGCCGCUCUCCCAUCCUGCUGACCCGCGGCCUCUUCCCUACCACCGACGCUAGCGAUGGAGCUUCUUCUCCGGCCUCCUCCAUUCCGUCCCCGGUGGCUGAUCCCCGCAAGGAGCCCAUGAACAUCUACAACCUGGUGGCUAUCAUCCGUGACCAAAUCAGACACCUGCAGCUAGCGGUGGACCGCACAACUGAGCUCUCGCGUCAGCGCGUGGCUUCUCUGGAGCUGGGUCUAGGGGCAGACCGAGACCAGGAGGCCAGCGUGGAGGAGAUUCUCAAACUCAAAUCACUCCUCAGCACCAAGAGGGAGCAGAUAGCCACACUGAGAACCGUCCUGAAGGCGAACAAACAAACCGCUGAGGUGGCGCUGGCCAACCUGAAGAGCAAAUAUGAGAACGAAAAGGCCAUGGUGACUGAAACCAUGAUGAAGCUUCGCAAUGAGCUCAAAGCCCUAAAAGAGGAUGCAGCCACUUUCUCCUCACUCAGGGCCAUGUUUGCCACGCGUUGUGACGAGUACGUGACUCAGCUGGACGAGAUGCAGAGGCAGUUGGCGGCUGCGGAGGAUGAGAAGAAGACGCUGAAUUCUCUCCUCCGUAUGGCCAUUCAGCAGAAGCUGGCGCUCACCCAGCGCCUGGAGGACCUGGAGUUUGACCACGAGCAGACCCGGCGCGGCGGAGCCAGCGGGCGCUCGAAGGCGGCCUCCUCACGUGGGAAAUCCACCCACUCCCACGUAAGUCACCCUGCCGCUGCCACCGCCACCUGCGGGGUUCGAGGCGAGCCCAACGGCCACCUGGGAGCGCCGGUGGUGUUCUGCAGCGAGAAGUACAAGAUCUACUGCGACUGAAGCCGCGUGGGCCUCCUUAGCCGUUGUACAAAGCUCCACUCACGCGCUCUCUUGCUUGCUCUGUGCUAACCCAUACGAUGUGUCCGUGUGUUUAGGGCUAAAUAUGGUCAUGCCUGCUAGCAUCCUCGUAGACAGGUGCAUGUUGUAGAGCUAACUAAGGGCAGAAUGAAAUAACGUUUAGUCUUGUAGGUUCCUUAAGGUGAAGUGCUUUUCUGCUAGCGGCACCUAACCGAAUUGCACAAUUUUACUGCUCGAGGCGCCGUCCGUGCACGUUUCUCGAUUAGACGUGAUAGAGAAAGCUAGCCGUAGGAUUGUUGAAUUGUGAUCGAUAGCCAUUUGCCCUUUUCCUCUGUCCAUCUCUCUCCUGCCUCUGAAAUCAGCAGCCCGUCCAAUCAGGUAACUCGUGUUUACAUGCCCGAACAAACGAAAUAUGCAAACCUCCUCCUCCCUGCCUUGUUGACGUGCAGGAAAACCCAUUGAAUUGUGCCAUUCUAGUUUUUUUUUUUUUUUUUUUUUUUUCUUUUGCGAGAAAUCAAAAAUAACAUCAAAAAUGAAAAUCAACGGGUUGGAGAGUGAGUGUUUUAGCGAUGUCACUCGUGAGGCAGGCGGGAGCGACGCGUUCAUAAAUCGGUAUGCGCCGUGAAGCCGGUGGGUUUCUGGCUUUUUCAUUAGAUGUCUGGCUGCACAACUGAGAGCUUUAAUAUAGUCUUAGACCCGAUUACGUUUACUUGAGCACACUUGACACACGGCUUUACACGGUGAAGUCAUGGUGAAGGGCUUGCCACACGCUCACAGUGCUGUCAACACAUGUUCACGAUGUUUUGUGUAUUUACACUGCAGAUGAAAUGUUAGCGAGGCCUUAUCUGUCGUUUCUGUGCUCUAAAUAGCGUGGCCGUCUCAUUUCGAGACCAAUGUCUCUUUCUUUUUUUUUUUCUUUUUUUUUUCUCCAUUCUCUGGCUUGCUUAAACAUUUAUCCUGAAUCAGUGAUGAAUAAGGUUAUUGCUUUUCAGUAACACUCAUUUUGCAUAUCUGCAAAAUAUGAUAUCACCACAAAACCAGUCAUAAGGGUCAAUUUUUCCAAAUUGAGAUUUAUAGAUUACCUGAAAGCUGAAUAAAUAAUAUAUUGAUAUAUUUACAGUAUGAAUUUUACAAAAUAUCUUUAUGGAACAUAAUCUUUACUUAAUAUCCUAAUGAUUUUUGGCAUAAGACAAAAAUCACUAAUUUUGACCCAUACAAUGUAUUUUUGGCUAUUGCUACAAAUAUACCUGUGCUACUUCAGACUGGUUUUGUGGUCCAGAGUCACAUAUACAUUGCAUUCAAUCUUUUGAGUUUGCAUUGUGUGAAAGAUUGAUACAACUGAAAGCUAGGAUUUUUAGACAAAUCUACUUAAUCUUAAUACUUGAGCAAAUGGGCUAAUGAAUGGCUUCUCUGAGUUACUGUAUUUAAAAAAGACAUGCAGCACUACACAUUUUGGGAACUUUAAAAUGAUAGCAGUGUUAAAACAUAAACAUUACGCUCUCUAGUCCAGUUACUCUAGCAAGGUCUGUUCCCAUAUGAUCUAGAGGUUUGGAUUCCUGGUUGUUACCAGGCCGCCCGGGUUCGACUCCCGGUAUGGGAAGUGAUGCCUCAUUUUCAAAUUCAAUUGACCUGCCACGGAAAAAGACGAAUGUCUUAUUUGCCUGACAUGUCUAACAAUUAAAAAACACCAUUUUUGAUUGGUAUGAAGUUUUGUCCCAAUUUUAAAAUGGCCAGUUCAGUGGCUCUCUUCACUCCAUUUUUCCCCACUAAUACAUAAAUCGUUAAAUCAGUUUGAUUCAAUAGUUUCAGUUAGUAAUAAAAAAAUAGCCCUCAGGUAGACAGAAGGUCUGCGUUUCGCCAAAAAAAGAAGUGUUUCGUACAUCUCAUUAGCAUUCACUACAUUUUUGGCUUCACCUGGUGAGGUUGAGGUUUUUAGUUCUUGUUAGAACCUCUGGCUUCCUGCAUCCUGUACUUCUCCACACUAACUAACAGGACGCAUCACAUGAGCUGCGUUUGGCUUCUGCUGACUAACCCGGGUUUUCUAUCGAGCUUAAGCAGAUGCAUCCGCUGUGUAACGUUAAGCGUAAUGCUAACUGCUUUUUAUUUCUUUGUUCCGAUUUGCAGUUACGUUCAGCCUGUAGCUGAGCUGGAACUCAACAUUCCACCACUGCCUGCAAAGCCAGUGCUCCCAAACCAGUAAACUUUCUUGGACGUAUGAGAGACACUGGAUGGCAUGCCUUUAUCUUUGUAAUCAUUGGAAACUCAAACCUUUUAUUGUAGUUAUGCAUUGUGCACACAGCAUUUUACAUUUACAGAAGUUGGGUUUUUUUUUACGAACAUAGGAAGCCAGAGGUCACAAAGUCCUGAAAAGUUUAAUGCUUUAGUUGGCACUACAAAAAACAAAAAGAAAAUGGGCUAAUGUUCUUUUGCUCAAGACAUUCGUCUAUGUUUUGAGAUUUUGUAACCUUCGCUCUUUUAAUAUAAGGUUAUAUUGCUUUUUAUUAUAUCGGUCUAUAGUUUGGGGUGUUCUGGUUUGUGAGUCUGUUCACGUAUUUUACACUACUAUUUUAAGAGUAUUUGAUUUUUAUGUGUGCGUCCUCUGUAAGCAGACAACAGAGCUCAACAUCACGUAAUCAUAACUAACGCAGUCCACAUCGACUCCACUUGUGUCAUCUUUAUGAAAUGAAUCCAUAAGAUUAUUCCAUUACUGCCACGUUUGAAUGCUCUUGUCUAUUUAUUAUUUUGUCUUCAUAGGAAUAUUUUAAAGUGAACAAAUAAAUGUGGCCUAAUCUAAUCAGAAGGCUUUGGUUAAACUAAACCAGCAAAUCAGUAAAAACGGAAAAAAAGCUGAAUGGAUUUUUCGUAACACUUCACAAUAAGGUUCAAAUGACGAUAAUGCAGCAUUUAUUAAUCUAGGAUCGUUUCUUUAUAUAGAAAUACGUUUUUAACGCCGUAUAAAAUAACAUUAGGUUGACGUGAUCGAACGUGCAUUAACGACAUUCGCAUAUUAACGUUAACCUGGAUGAAUUAAGAUCGAUUGAUGACAUGUUAGCAAACUGUACCUUAUUGUAAGUGUUGGCAAUUUGUCUUUUGUUCAUUUCAAGCACCUUCGCUCAAGCUUUACGUGGAUCACUGACCUUCUGCAUUCUGUACAAGAGGAAAUUAAUUAAUUCCAAAUUGGAAUGCUGUAAUUCUCUCUGUCUAUCGUGCCAAGUGUCGGUACAACGUUCGGGUUGGUUAAAAGGAUCAGAAGCGGCAAGAUGAGGGUUUGCCCUGCUUUACCUUACCGUCGGUUUGGUUCGUUUUUCGUUUUAUGAUCUUCAUUCUGACCAUUAGUGCCUUUUUGUUCUUUGAAGAGAGAAUCCUAGCUUAGCGUUUAGUUUUUGUAUUUUAGUUUUCUCACUCCUUAAGGGAGAACAGCCGAUGACUUGUUUCGAACUUAGCAGCAGCAAUAAGUACAGAAGACAUUCGUUCUGUUUUCAAGGGUGUGAAGAAAUUAAUUAUUAGAGAAAUAAAACAGAUUGUACUGAAUUCGUCAGGUCAGUGAUCCCACUAGCAAAUUCAGGGGUUUUAGAAAACGUUAUUUUUCGUCAAAUGGUUUGAAGUCAGAAAUAUCGUUUGCCUCAAUAUGAACAAAAAUUUCGAGACACGAAACCGGUGUGGUGUUUUGUUGUCGGAGACUGGUGUUAUUCUAGCUUUGUAUGGUGAGGUAGCUGAGGUGAUGUGAUUAUUGAUAGUAUUGUUAACAAUUGUGAGAAAGCUUGUGUCCUCUUUCUGUCCAAUUGUUUUUUUGUUUGUUUGAUUUUGUUUUGGUUUUUUUAAACAUUUUUAACAUGGUUAUAUGAGCAUUACAAUUUCAGGAAACAGAAAACGCGUUGCAUCAACAAGCAGAUGUUGCCACUAAAGUCACGUUUUAUUUGUUGAGGCGUAAAAUUAAUAAAUACAGUCAGCAAGUGAGAAGAAGCUAAAUUAAGUGCAAUUAAACCCAAACAAAGUUAUGUGGUAAAUGAGGUUUUCUGUUUGCUGGAAGUGAUGGCGUUGUGAUAUUCUACUAGCUGUGGAAGCUUAUUAUUGGAAAAUCUUAUUAUUGUGUUCCAGUAUUGAUCUAUAAAGAUCUAUAAGUUUGAUACCUUUAUAUAAAAUAACAUGCAUUUGUUUGUAUUAAUUUGAAAUGAUCGUCAGUACUGAACUUUAUAAUGUGCAUUAUUAUGCCAUAUGCAUGUUUCUUUCAGCUAUGAGACUUGUACACAGAACCGAAAACAAACUUAGAACUCCAAAGACUUGAAAAAAGACAACAAAAAGAGGAAAGAGAGAAAUGUUUGGUUUUUUUUAUUUGGUCCCUUACUCUUGAACUAACAGAGUUAAAGUAUUGUUUUCUAGAGCUUUGUCUGUGUAGAAGUAGUCAUGCUGGCUCAAGUCAGUAAAUACAAAUAAUAAAAAAAACACUCAAAAGUCA